UCUCUUCACUUCUCAGCCCCACUCCAGCCCAGACACCACCAUGACCGGCUCCUGCUGUGGAUCCUUCUCCUCCCUGAGCUGUGGAGGAGGCUGCUGCCAGCCCUGCUGCUGCAGGGACCCCUGCUGCUGCCGCCCAGUGUCCUGCCAGACCACAGUGUGUCGCCCUGUGACCUGCGUGCCCCACUGCACCAGGCCCAUCUGUGAGCCCUGCCGCCGCCCCAUCUGCUGUGACCCCUGCAGCCUGCAGCAGGGCUGCUGUCGCCCCAUCACCUGCUGCCCCACCUCUUGCACAGCUGUGGUCUGCAGGCCCUGCUGCUGGGCCUCCACCUGCUGCCAGCCCAUCUCAGUGCAGGCUCCCUGCUGCAGGCCCCCCUGCUGCCAGCCUGCUCCCUGUCGCACCACCUGCAGGACUUCCCCUUGCAACACCUGCUGCUGAGCAGUGAGCUGAGCACCCAGGGCAAGAGCCAUCCUUCAGAAAACAGUGGUGUUCCAGUUUCUCUGUGUGAACUCCUCCUCUGAGCCACUGAUACCCUAAGUCAACCAACUUGUGCACAUCUUUAUAGCUGUCUGUGUCCUUCUUUCUAUCUUAGGUCUAAAGUUUUGAAACAUAUUUAUCUUUAAAUAAAUUUCUCUUCU
Messenger RNA from Mastomys coucha (southern multimammate mouse), 636 nucleotides. Its product is annotated as keratin-associated protein 2-1. Lineage: Eukaryota; Metazoa; Chordata; Mammalia; Rodentia; Muridae. Gene Ontology annotation, cellular component: keratin filament. The transcript has a single exon. The record is from RefSeq and is a predicted model, not a curated record. Bases 41 to 436 code for a protein of 131 amino acids.